AUGUUUAUUCGGAAGAGUACGAAAGCGACGAUCGAUUGGAGUGAGAAACGAAGCUCGAUCAAGGAAAGUGAUCUCAUUACGUUGAGGCUUCGCAUUUUGGCAUUGAAGAAGUUACGAUUGUAUGAUGAUUCACCCUCUUCAGAUGCGUCUAUGGUGUGGGAGAGAGUGUCGGCCGGUUAUCGAAUCAUCGACCUUCAAUUAAAUAGAUACCUGCAAGCGCUGCACUUUGUACUAGUACAUCGUCGUCCGAAGUACAGCUUGAAAGAUAUUGAUAACUAUAAAACGUUAAGCUUCAGAUUAAUCAGAGCAGGAUUACUCGUGUUUCAGACCCAUUUCUGUCAAACGGAGCCGUUGUUCAAGGCCGUCGGUUUGUACGACGACGCCGUGUCCGUGAAGGUGUUCACGAACAAGGUCUUCGAACAAAUGGAGCAGGCGAUCAGCUUCUGUGCCCUUCAAGAAGGGACCAAUGAUCUUGUAGGUGUGCUUGUUGCCUCGACGUUUGAAAAAUCCCAGUGGUUCGUUAAGAAAGAGCAAGGAGAGACACUGCAUCAAAUUCUGUUGCUGAGAAAUCACGUCGUUGGAAAAGCUCGGUUCUACGAGGUAACGAACGCUGACAGAUUCGUGUGCGUCGACGUGCUUUGUGUGAAGCAUGAUCAUCAAAACAACGGCGUCGGCACCGCGUUGCUACGUUCUUGCGUAGCUCGGGCCAGCUACUUCGCCACUGCCUGCGUCGGACAAUUCACUUCCGACGCUGCCCAAACUAUCGCCAACAGGUUGGAUUUUCAAACGCUGUAUCAACUGCCGUACGAACAACUGUCCAAGAGCAGAUUCGAGAUAUUCCAGGCUUGUUACCCGGAAAAUUACUCCAUAGCUUGCAUGGCCGUGCAAUUGUCACCGUCAAAGUUCCAGUUACCGAUCACCUUCGACUCCACACCGACGAAAACUCGACGCGAAGACUAUGAGAAGCGAAGGAAGGCCAACAGGAAAGAGUAGGAACGUUGAGGCGUUCGAAUACAAAAUAAACGGCUUGUUACUUUCUAUUUCUAACAAUGCACAUUUCUGAUCAAACGUUAUC
This is a messenger RNA of Frieseomelitta varia, 1075 nucleotides long. RefSeq lists its product as uncharacterized. Gene Ontology annotation, molecular function: N-acetyltransferase activity. The record is from RefSeq and is a predicted model, not a curated record. Bases 1 to 993 code for a protein of 330 amino acids. NCBI's taxonomy places the organism in Eukaryota, Metazoa, Arthropoda, Insecta, Hymenoptera, Apidae. The transcript has 4 exons.